GCUGCCUAGAAUAAUAAUAAUAAUAAUGGGUGUUCAGGAAAUGGACCUUCUUUCACAACUAAGUUUGCAACCCGGGUUUCAGUUUUACCCGACUGAUAAAGAGCUUUUACUUCAAUCCUUAUGCCGCAAAGUUGGUGAUAAUGAUUUCUCUUCACAAAUCAUUGCAAAUAUUGAUUUGUACAAAUUCAAUCCUUGAGUUCUCCCAGCUGUUAAUAUAUGGGGAAAGUCAUGGAAAAGGCGAACAUUUGCUUGAAGCUGUUGGUUGAUAGCAAAGCUCAUAGAGUUCUGUUUGCUGAAACUGGAAAAGACUUCGUUGAUUUCUUAUUUAACCUACUCAAAUUACCAAUUGGAUAUUUUGUUGGGCAGCCUAGUAUUAAAUCCGUGUUUGGUUCUCUUGGCAACAUAAUCCCAAUUAUGAAAAACUCGGGUGCUAAUUACAUGCAGCUUAAUGAGCUUGGUAAUGUCCAGGAUGUUAUGACAUGGAUGAUCACAGAUAAUCUCUUUGUUACACCAUCUUCUGCAGCUUCUGCGAUCCCUGUGCUAAAAGCAUUAAAGCCUCAAGUUGAUGCAGUAGAAGAAAGGAUUAUUGAUUUUCACAUCAGUGAUUUGGAGCACCAGUUCUUGCUGGUUUCUAUGAAGUCAAAAACAGUUCUAACUGACAUUUUUCUUCGGCAGACAAGUUGGAGAAAAUCCAAAUAUGGAGAAAACUGCAGUGUGAAGCUUAUAGUUGACAAUAAAGCUAAAAGAGUCCUCUUUGUUGAAGCUGGAAAGGACUUCUUUUGUUUCCUGAUCAGCUUACUUCAACUUCCAAUUGGAACUAUUAUCAACCGAACUACUACUGAUAGAAGUAUAAGAACUAUGGUUGGCUGUAUUGGAAAUAUAUACAGAAGUGUUAAAAAUCUAAAUGAAGCUUACAUGCACUCAAAUCAAACAAAGGAGGAACUCCUUUUGGCAAGUGGAUCAAAAUCUUGGUCGGAAGCCUUGCAGUUAUUGCACGAGCUUACAAGCAUCUCUAAAGCUACUCCAAAUAAGCUUUUGGAUAGUGAUGUGGGUUAUGUUAAAGGACUAGUCAUCUACAUGGUAACUGAUAAUUUGUCAGUAAUGCCUUUAUCUGUAAUAUUUGGCUUGUCGAGAUUCAUUAAGUGCGAUAAUCCUGUAUCAACUGCUAAGCUUGAAGUAAGGACUGUGGAGUUUGGUGUUAAUGAGGUAAAUAAGUGAACCUCUACUUAUGUAUUUUAACGGUUUAGGAGGUCAUUUACUUUAGUAUAUUUUAUUUAAGCAAAUUAGACUAGUUAUAAGAGUAACAAAGUUGUUGUAGGUCUAGGGAUGGCAGCAGGGCAGGGUAGGCAGGGCAAGCUGUGACCUGCUAAGCUUUUGACCUGUCCUGCCUUGUCGUAUUUAGCAUUUUUUUAAGUUUUUCCCCUGCCCACUUUGCCCUUUUAAGGGGGUGUUUGGAUUGGCUUUUAAGCUUGCCAAAUUAGCUUUUAAGUAUUUGACAAAGUUAAAAACGUGCUUAAAUUAAGUUUAAAACUGCUUAAAACAAGCCAAAAGCAAUAAGUUGGGCAACCCCAACUUAUUGCUUUUUUGACUUCAAUGAUAUUUCUGCUGAAAAAUCACUUUUUAAGCCAAUCCAAACAGGCUUUAAGCCCUCCACUGUCUUGACCUGUUUAGACUUCAUUUUUUAACUUUUGAACUUUUUAAUGAAAAUUUUACAAGAUUGUAUUCAAAUUUUACAACUUUUGACCUUUUUAAUGAAUCUAGGACUCCUUACUUAUCUCUGCCCUGCUUAUUGCCCUACCUUAUUUAAAAAUUUCUGAAAAAGUAUUUUGACCUGCCUUGCUCUACCGUGAACUACUUUUGUUCUUUCCCAUUGCCAUCCCUAGAAGGUCAUUGUGAUUUUGAAAACCUCAAUUUUUUUUUUGGUUCGUAUGAAGCUGUUGUGCCUUUAGUUAUUCAGAGUACUCUCUAGAAAUUCCUUGCAAGGGAGCCUUGGAGCAACGGUAAAGCUAUCUCCACAGGUUCAGGCGAUAGAAGCAGUUACUAACGCUUGCAUUAGGUAGGCUAUCUACAUCACACUCUUGGGAUGCGGUCCUUCUUUUAUUCCUUCGUGAAUGCGGAAUGCUUUGUGCAUUGAACUGCCCUUUCUAAAAGUUCCUUGCUAUACAAUCAAUGAAAAAGGCUUGUAUUUUAAACGUGAUUUAUUGUUUUUUUAAAGCCUGGAUUUGUUAGAAA
Molecule: messenger RNA, 2232 nt
Organism: Nicotiana attenuata
Lineage: Eukaryota; Viridiplantae; Streptophyta; Magnoliopsida; Solanales; Solanaceae
Exons: 5
Coding region: 217-1218 (333 amino acids)
Source: RefSeq, a predicted model, not a curated record